Alligator mississippiensis (American alligator) is the source of this 7184-nucleotide messenger RNA. RefSeq names its product tripartite motif containing 66 (gene TRIM66). The record is from RefSeq and is a predicted model, not a curated record. Lineage: Eukaryota; Metazoa; Chordata; Crocodylia; Alligatoridae. Gene Ontology annotation, molecular function: zinc ion binding; protein binding. Bases 1573 to 5547 code for a protein of 1324 amino acids. The transcript is spliced from 23 exons.
AUGUCAGGUGGAGGAAGGAGGUCCCCCGGGGCGAUGUGUGGGCGGUCAAGAGAAAGAUUGCAGAGGGGAGCCUUGCGGGAUCUCAUAACGUGGGGGGAUCUCGCGACAUCUUCCAAGGCAACGGGUGUGUCAUAGUAAAGAGGAGGGAACGGAAUCUCGCGAGAUCUCGUAACGCGGCAGUCACGCCUAUAUUCGCCCCGUGGAGUUCCUGGAUAAGAAUUUAUAUAAUUUUGUAAGGAUUCAUAUUCAUACAAUACAGCUUCUGAUUCAAAUAGAAUCAGACCUGAGGCAUCAAACAUAGACUACGAUCUUGCCAGUGCUGCGGAAAAAAAAUUCUUUCUGCCAUGUCAUAUUUCUGGUGUACUAUAUCAGGUACAUUGAAUCUUUUUCACUUGCCUUGGAAGUUGUUGUUGGAGAAGGGAGACCAGCUGUCCCAGCUGCCAGCAGAGGGUUUGGGAUUGAGAGUAUGGUCGGGAGUAGAAAGAAGCUCAUCUGCGCUGGCACCACAGAGACAGUGGCUAUGGAUGAAGAGAGCCAGAUGAUUUCCACUGGAUUUUCCCCUGCCGUUGCCCAUGGGAGAAAACAACAUCGAUUGAUACCACCCAAGGCUGUUUGAACUGCUUGCCCUACUUGUGCUGAUGAACUCCAGAAGCAGUCGUUGCAGGAAUUAUGUUUGUAGUGGCCAGGCAGCAAAACCUCUUGAGGAUCCGUGGCCUAAUGGGAUGGAAUCUCCAACUUCUCCCAGGAAGUAGAUGGCACAGUUUCAUUCUUUGUUCUCUCCCUUUUUCUCAGAAAAAAAAAAUAAAUGAGAAGGAAGCUCCAGCAGCUGUAACUUGUAAAGUUUCUCGUUGUAUGUGUGGGUUAUUUCCAUGAUGGAACUGAAGCCUUGCUUCCAGGUUCUGAAUCUACAAUGAGGCAUGAACCAGAAAAUAUGCAGUUUGGCUUGGAGAAUCCCAGGCUGAUAGUUAAGAAAAACAUUGUUUUAUUUAUAAAAGGAGCAGGGCUGAGAUGAUGUUCUCUUUGAGAGGCAACAAGCAAGGAACCCUAAGGUGAAAUUUAUACUGAGUCCUAUAGUUUGAAGGGUAUUUUAAAUCUAUAAAAACAAGAAUAGUCAUAGGAAGUUUUAUAGUUCUUUAAACAGCUUCGUAGGAGGCAUUGCUGAAAUGGGAAGGAAUUAUUAGGUAUGUUAAUCUCUAUUUCCUUCACAUUUUGGUUGUAAAAUAUGGGGGGAGAAAAUGUUAAAAGAAUGUUGGGACACACUGUUGCAUUUUUCACUUGCUCUGAACACUGCUGACCAGAAGUGUACGCUGUGUUAGAAUUCAUCAUAUUAACAUACCUGUAAAUAGAUGCACAAUACAAUUUGCCUCUGUUUUACCAAAUUAACUAAAUGGGUAAAUGGGAUUUUGAUUUUUUUGGUGAUUUGAAGAGAAAUGGUUCUUUGGGACAAGAUGGGUGUGCACUUUUCAGCUGCGAAGAACUUCUUCAACGGAGCUAAACAAAUGUGCAUCUUGCUGCUAGUUUUUGGUUUUCACUUGAGUGAUCAAGUGCUUCAUUAAGUAGAAAGUGAUUUUCAUGAGCCAUUUUGUGACUUUCAGUCCUCUUGAUAUCAAACUUUGGACUCGGAAAAUGGAGAGCUUUGAUCUGUUGAGGAAUUGUUUGGUGUGCAAAUGGGAACUAAAGGGAAGAGACCCCAGAUUGCUUCCUUGUCUUCAUUCCUUUUGCAAGGACUGCCUUCCAGAUUUGAUUCAAGGAUACAGAUACACUCCCACAGAGAAGGAAAUUCUCUAUGAAGGUAUACUCUCUUGUCCUGUGUGCAAGCAGCCAUGUUUUGCAAAGGAUGUAGCUGAAAAUUACUUUCUGAAGGACUUUCCCACAGCAAAUCCAGCUAUGGCAAGGAGCUGCUCUGUCUGUAAAGAGAAGAGGCCAGCUCACAGCCUUUGUACUACCUGCAAUAAGUGGCUGUGCAGUUCAUGUACAGAGGAACACAGGCAUGGCAAGGAAACUGGAGAUCAUUUCCUGUCUGUAUCCCUGAAGAGCUGUUCAGGCUUGCACUUCCACAAAGAGACUGUCCACUCUGCAGCACAGAGACCAUCCUCACAUCUCUCAUCUACCAUGGCUUUUGACAUUUCCUCUGCAAGGGAUGAAGUUUUCCUCAAAAGAGGAACUGAAGGGGGAGCAAGUGAAUUUACUUUGUGUUGUCCGAUGCACAGUCAAGAGCCCCUCAAACUCUUCUGUGAAACCUGUGAUGUUCUUACUUGCCGCAGCUGCCUUCUGACAGAACACAAGGAACACAGGUUCAAGCAUCUUGAAGAGGCCUUGCAAAAUCAGAGAGUUAUUCUGGAAAAUGUAACAGCAAAAGUGGAAGAGAAAAGAACUGGGAUUCAAGUCUCAGCAAAGCAGAUUGAAGACAGGCUAUUUGAAGUAAAACAUUUGCACAAAAAAGUAGAAAAUCAGAUCAAAAUGGCCAAGAUGGUUGUGAUGAAUGAAAUCAAUAAGCGAACAAAUUCCCUUCUAGAACAACUUGAGAGAAUCACAAGUGAAAGGAAGCAGAAACUGGAGCAGCAACUUCAAGGCAUCGUUGUUUUAAACCGGCAGUUUGAACAUGUGCAAAAUUUUAUCAACUGGGCUGUAUGUAGUAAAAACAACAUUCCAUUUCUCUUCAGUAAGGAACUGAUUGUGUUUCAGAUACAGCGUUUACUAGAGACAAAUUGUAGCACAGAUGUAGGCCCUCCUUUGAAGAUCAGAUUCACUUGGGACCCUUCCUUCUGGACUAAACAACUUUCCAAUUUAGGAGGUUUAACUUUGGAAGGUGGACACAUCUCUCAUUCAGAUGUCCUAGCCUAUGGGAGUGCUCAGGGAUUACACACCCCAUUGUAUCAUGGACAUCAUUCACCAGCGCCACAGCUCGAGCCUAUCAGUAAUCAUUCACAUCAGUUUCCAGUCCCUGUUCAGUGCCCUACACCAGUAUGUUGCUCACAUUGCCUCAAUGUACCUCACAUGAAUAAAGGUCCACUUCCACAUCAAAGCAUGAACCAUCACCAGAAUUUUAGACAACUUCCUGAAAUGCAGUCGCAGCAGCAUUUUCCACUGCAAUACAAUAUACAGCAACAUGAAAAAGAGCAGAGGUGUACUUCACAGUCUUUGAAAAUCAUGCAGUCUGAUCUAGAGCAACAGUCCCAGCCAGAGCCAGAGAACAUAUCUGUACGGAUGGGAAAGCACUUGCAGGUACAGCAGCUGCAGCAGACUACACCUUCAGUUUAUACCAUUCCACCACAAGAUGUCCAGCAAAUUCACACCAGCCAUGCACAGCAGUUGCACAGCCAGCCUAGUCUGCAAACUCCAGCUGUUCAAGUGCAACUUGGUCAUCCCCAGAAGCUGAAACUUAACCACUUGCAGCAGUCACAACAGCAGCAGCAGCAGCCACCGCCACCACCACCACCACCACCACAACCAUCCCCUAGUUCAAGUCAGAAAGAAAGCAGCCAUGAACAAGUCAUACAGCAGAGUUUGGAUAUCAUGCACCACCAGUUUGAACUGGAAGAGAUGAAAAAAGAUUUGGAGCUUCUUCUCCAGGCUCAAGGACAACCAAGUUUGCAGCUGAAUCAGACCAAACAGCCUCAGCAUGUUCAACAAACCAUUGUUGGACAGAUAAACUACAUAGUGAGGCAACCAGCCCCGGUUCAGCAGCAAAUCCAAGAUGAGGUGCAACAACGUUGUGAAGAUUCUGCUGAACUAGAUGGUCAAAAACCAGUGCUUCCACUCGAUAGAAACGUUAUGCCACCAGUGUUGCAACCAUCAUCUGAAGAAUUCAUUGCAGGCAGUCAUUCCCCAGAGAGCACCUUGCAACAUCCUUCUUUGAAUCCAGUGAGAAAGCGUUCAGCUUCCCUAAGCAUUGUGGGCUUUUCCAACACUUUAGAAAUGGAACUAUCUUCAACAAGGUUAACUAGGUCAGCUGAUCCACAGAUGCAAGGUGUAUCUGCAGUAACAUUCGGCCAAUCCCAAAGCAUGCCUCAUGCCUCUGAUAUUCAACCAGAACCUGUGCCUAGCUACAGUUUGGCAUCAGACAGAGCUAUAAAUGACCUAAGCCCUGGGACUACUAAUAACCUAGCAACAGGUGAUGUGCUCCUGGGGAAUGCUAAGUACAAGCUGGAAAAUGAAGAUUUCAGUACAACUAGUGACCCCCUUGGUAAUGACUCAGCCACUACCAGUCCCAGUACAAUUAAUGAAUUAGCUCUCCCUAUGCAAAAAAUGUUAGAAGAGCCUAUUAAUCUUUCAGUUAAGAAAUCUCAACAGUGUGCCUCUCCUUCUACACCAAUCAACAAUGCUCCUUGCCUGCUAUCAGCCAGUGUAAAACAACUUAGCAAUGAAAAAGAUUUCAGUAAUUGUGAACAGGAACAUUUUGAGAUGGAUGUGAAGAAUAAUCAGAACAUCAGUACUUAUGCUAAGGAGUUGAAGAUCCCCUAUGUGCGACUGGAACGUCUGAAAAUAUGUAUGUCAGAAUCUGGGGAGCUUCCAGUGUUCAAACUGCAGCCACAGAAGAGUGAGCAAGAUGGAACUUUUCUUCUCAUAAUUGAAUGUGGAACCCAGUCUUCCAGUAUGGCAAUAAAAGUCAAUCAAGAUAACCCAUCUGAAGGAAAGAUUCACAAACUGGGAGGCUCAGAAAAUAGGAAAAUCCCCAUCAAUCCCCCAUCAGGACAAGUACCAUCUCCUUUUGUAGAUAUCCGUCCCGUUGAUCAUAAGCUUAACAAUGGCAUUCCCAGCACAAGAAAACCUCCACUUCCUCAGGAAAUCAGUCCAAUUGAGAAUGAGGAUUUCUGUGCUGUCUGUCUGAAUGGAGGAGAGUUGUUGUGUUGCGACCACUGUCCCAAGGUCUUCCAUCUGUCAUGUCAUGUUCCAGCCCUGCUCAGCUUUCCAGUGGGAGAAUGGGUAUGCACACUCUGCUGUAAUCCAUUGAAACCAGAGGUGGAGUAUGACUGUGAAAACACACGUUACAGGCGCAUUAACAAAGCACUGCAUGGCCUGGAUGACUGUGAUCAGAAGAAGUGUGAAAAGUUGGUGCUUUUCCUGUUCUGCAGCAGUCUGAGCCUACCCUUCCACGAGCCUGUCAGUCCACUGGCUCGGCAUUACUAUCAGAUCAUUAAAAGGCCCAUGGACUUGUCAAUCAUCCGGAGAAAACUCCAAAAGAGGGAGAAAUCGCACUAUUCUGCACCUGAGCAGCUGGUAGCGGAUGUGCGUCUCAUGUUCUGGAAUUGUGCAAAGUUCAAUUAUCCAGAUUCAGAGGUUGCGGAGGCUGGACAAUGCCUGGAAGUCUUCUUUGAGGGCAAGCUGAAGGAGAUUUACCCAGAUAAGCACUUUCCUUUGAUGCAACAAGAAGACUCUGAUUCUGAAGAGGUAGAGAGUGAGCAUAACCAAAUGCCCCCCAAAGGGUUCCAGUGGCCAUCAUAUGGACAGGAUUGCAUUCAGCCUAAAAGGAGGCGGCGCCAUGCUGAAAGCGAAAAAACUAAACGAACGAUGUUUCAGCCAUCUAACAGCCUUCCUCAGGUGUGACCUGCUGGAGUUACCGGAUUUGCUCUGAGGAACCAAAUGUCCAGCAGAAUAAGUGACAGAUUUAAGAUGUGUGGGAGGAAAACAAAGCAAGCGUUCAGGCUGUUAACUUUAAUUCACAAAACCUACUGAUCACCUGCCUUAUUCCUAGAUGGUGUGGGUAGACUGAGGAAGCUAAACUUUGGAAAUUGUACCCAGUACUCUGUCUGACUAAUCAUGUGUAUGUUUGCAGUGCUUACACUGAAGUACUAAUGCUGUGGUGACAUGCAAUGAACAAUAAUAAUAAUAAUAAUAACAGUAAGAUUUUUGUAAUAUAUAGUACUGCUGAACCAUUUCAUAAUCUAUUUAAUAUGAUCCUCCAUUUUAUAGAGCACAGCUAACCAUGUAAUAAUCCUGCAAACUGAGAAGCAAAUGUUGCCUAAGUUGCAUAGCAAAUAUUGUUUGUGGUCACAAAAGAUUAAAUGUAUUCUGGCUCAGUGAUUUCUAAGGGAGCUAAGUGAGGCCUCUGCAACUUGGUUUAAUGCAAUUAUCUGGCUAGUUGUUUCUUUUGAAGGGGAGCGUUUUCCUGAAAUCACAAAGCAGCAAGUGCUAAUAUUGAAGGCUCUGUGAGAGUUAUUUCUGAGCAUAUAAUGUUCCUUUGCAAAGAAUCCCUGCACUGGUCUCUAACUUACUGCUCAGUAGAGCACUAAGGGAUUCCUAAAGCAUUAAAGGCAGCAUUUUUAUAAAAUCAGAAACCUAUUUUGUCCUGUAUAGGUUCUGGAGCUUACUGCAUUCAUGAUAAAGGAAUUGCAUGGUUAUAGAAGUGCCUAUAAAAUAAAGCAAUAUUUCCUUCAUUUUCUGUUUGGUUAUUCCUGGUAGCUGAGAGUUAAUAAUAGUGCCACAAGACAGUGAUAGUGUGGAUGUGCAGAAGCUCAAGCAGAAAUGAAAGGAUCUCUAAUUCUUUGUUUCCUUGAAUUACAUGAACCUUUGACAGAAUAACAUCUAGAGCCAGAUUGUAACCUUGCUGUUCACCUGUGUAAGGAACAGCAUGUUGCUGUACUGCCCCAAGAGCAGGGCAUGUACAGAGAGGUGAUUCACAGCCAGACAACCCCAAAUUAUUCUUUGCUUCAGAAGCACAAUGAGCCAGACAUUAUGUUGGCCAGUGCUUUGUCUAUGUGCAGGGAGAGUGACUCUUCUUUGCAUUUCUACCCACCUAUGUCAGCUUCGCUUUUAAUCUGGCCCCAAGAGAGGAGUGUUGUUGCAGAUCCUACGCACAAUUGAGUGCAUUCAGUUACAAUCAGUUUCCUGUAAAUAAAGAAGAUAUUUUCAGCACAGUUUAUAUAGGCUAUUUGGUCUGGAAACCAUGUAUGCUUCUUUAGACAACACUUUAAAGUAAAAGUUUAUCUACAUAAUACUUGGAUUUAAUGUUAUAAUCUGUUGUCUGUAUUGCUUAUUGUUUGCCAUUAACUCAGUAGUGAGAUGACAUUUUAUUUGCUUUGAAAUAAUGGAAUCUGCACUAUAAAAAUGGUGUGCUACAAGCUGAAUGAAAAGUUGAGAGAUGAGGAUGACAGAGGUAUAUGACAGUUUAUCUUUAGACAUGCUCUGUCUGCAUUAGCUGUAAAAGCAUCCUGUGAAUAAAGAUCCAUAUGCUUGUGCUUUUA